AUGUUUGUCCAGCAGGGGAAGCAGGUGUGUUGCUAUGAUUGCCAUGAGUGUCCCCAAGGGAGGAUUUCAACCCAGAUGGAUGCAGAUCAAUGUGAGAUGUGCCCAGAAGAUCAGCAUCCAAACCAGAACAAGGACCAGUGCAUUCCCAAAGAAAUAAGCUACCUGUCAUAUGAGAAGCCCUUGGGGGUAGUUCUGACAUCCUUAGUUCUUUUCCUCUCUGUGACUACACUUGUUGUGAUGGGGACUUUCAUUCAGCACAAUAACACUCCCAUAGUCAAAGCCAACAAUUGGAGCAUCACGUGUGCCCUGCUCUCCUCCCUGCUGCUCUGCUUCCUCUGCUCCUUCCUCUUCAUUGGGAGGCCUGGGAGGGUGACCUGCCUUCUGAGGCAAACUGUGUUUGGCAUCAUCUUCUCCAUUGCUGUCUCCUGUGUGUUAGCAAAGACCAUCACAGUGGUGUUGGCCUUCAUGGCCACUAAGCCUGGAAACAGCAUGAGGAAAUGGGUGGGGAAGAGACUGGCAGUAUCAGUGAUAUUUUUAGGUUCUUUCAUUCAAGUUGUCAUCUGUGCAGCAUGGCUGGCAACUUCUCCCCCCUUCCCAGAAUUUGACAGGCAUUCCCAGGUUGAUACAAUCAUUAUGCAGUGCAAUGAAGGCUUGGACAUCAUGUUCUACCUUGUCCUGGGCUACAUGGGGGUUUUGGCCAUCAUCAGUUUCACAUUGGCCUUCCUUGCCAGGAAGUUGCCUGAUACCUUCAACGAAGCUAAGCUCAUCACCUUCAGCAUGUUAGUCUUCUGCAGUGUGUGGAUGUCCUUUGUGCCCACCUACCUGAGCACCAAGGGCAAAUACAUGGUGGCUGUGGAGGUCUUCUCCAUCCUGGCCUCUGGUGCUGGCUUAUUGGGGUGCAUUUUCUUCCCCAAAUUCUACAUUCUCAUGCUGAGGCCUGAUCUGAAUACCAGAGAGCAGUUAGUAAGGAAAAGGCAUGGGUUGAAUUGA
Molecule: messenger RNA, 990 nt
Organism: Varanus komodoensis (Komodo dragon)
Lineage: Eukaryota; Metazoa; Chordata; Lepidosauria; Squamata; Varanidae
Product: vomeronasal type-2 receptor 26-like
Exons: 2
Coding region: 1-990 (329 amino acids)
Biological process (GO): G protein-coupled receptor signaling pathway
Cellular component (GO): membrane
Molecular function (GO): G protein-coupled receptor activity
Source: RefSeq, a predicted model, not a curated record